Messenger RNA from Cebus imitator (Panamanian white-faced capuchin), 3370 nucleotides. RefSeq names its product MYCBP associated protein (gene MYCBPAP). Lineage: Eukaryota; Metazoa; Chordata; Mammalia; Primates; Cebidae. The transcript has 15 exons. Gene Ontology annotation, biological process: endocytosis. Gene Ontology annotation, cellular component: endosome; clathrin vesicle coat; plasma membrane. Gene Ontology annotation, molecular function: clathrin binding; phospholipid binding. Bases 988 to 3318 code for a protein of 776 amino acids. The record is from RefSeq and is a predicted model, not a curated record.
CAGCUUCGAUGGCAGUGACCAGAUCCUGCCCCACCACAUCCUGGGGAGUCUCCAGGACUUUAGGAGAAUUGCACUUGCUCGAGGGAACACCCAGGUUUGUUUGCACUUAACUACCUGGCCAAGGGAAGUCACUGCAGUCAUUUCGGUCUCCCGCCUGGCAGAGUCAAGCAGGACUGGGGUUAAAGAGACCGUCUAGUCUCUAGGUUUUGAGUCUGAGCUGAUGAGUGACCCUCUCCCAGAAUACUUAGACACUUCAGUUGCAGGGCACAGAAGGUAGUUUAAGCUGGCUUCAGUAAAGUCAGAGAUUUACUGUAAGGACCAGAGAUUGCCUCAUAGAACCGAAAGGCAAGAAUACCUGGGUCUGGGUAGACUGCACCCAGAAAAGCAUCAGGACUCAGGGCCCAAAUGCCUCAUUUUCCUCUGCUCUUUGCACUGUCUGGAUUUUCCCUUCUCUGGAGAUCAGCCUGUUCUCCUCAGUCCACAUGGUGGAGGAGGGUGGCUUCCCACUGCUCCUUGGGCCACGGGAAGAUUUUGUGUCUUUCCAACCUUCCCAUCAUGCCGUGCUUCUCCUGUCUCUUCCCCUUGCUUUCCUGGUUCCAGGCUGACUGAUUGGUUAGGCACUAAGGGUCCUAGGGCCAUGUAAGAAUGCUUCCAUUUGCACAUGGGUGGAGGUGUCAAUCAAUGGCAGCAGUGAAGAGGACAAAUAUACUAAAAGAUGUUGACCGCAAUCUUGAAACAGAGCUUCCCUUUCUGGGGGAGAGUGGACUGACAGCUGCGUUCAGGGCCCCCUGGUUCUGGAGUUUCUUUUCUGUCACUGGCUACCCUGGAGUCCUGCAGAGGAGGGAUUCUCAGCACAGUGGGAUGACAGCAAGGGUUUAGGUCUCAGGAAAUGUGUGCUCAGCCCCUUCCAGAGCCAUCUCACUACCCUCCACAUGCCCAUGCUGUAAUUUUCAGCUGGCUGAGCUCAUACCUGCCUCACCCUGUCUGAUGACCCUCAUCUCAGCUAAAGAAGAGUCAAAGCAAAAAGCCCCAAAGGAAGAGAAGAGACCUCCCUGGGCCCCACCUCCUCAGCACAACUUUCUGAAAAACUGGCAGCGUAACAUAGCCCUGCGGAAGAAGCAGCAGGAAGCCCUCAGCGAACACCUGAAAAAGCCGGUCAGCGAGCUGCUCAUGCACACUGGGGAGACCUACAGACGGAUCCAGGAGGAGCGGGAGCUCAUUGACUGUACACUUCCAACCCGGCGUGAUAGGAAAAGCUGGGAGAACAGUGGGUUCUGGAGUCGACUGGAGUACUUGGGAGAUGAGUUGACAGGUCUGGUCAUGACCAAGACAAAAACUCAGCGUGGCCUCAUGGAGCCCAUCACUCACAUCAGGAAGCCGCACUCCAUCCGGGUGGAGACAGGAUUACCAGCCCAGAGGGAUGCUUCGUACCGCUACACCUGGGAUCGGAGUCUGUUUCUGAUCUACCGACGCAAGGAGCUGCAGAGAAUCAUGGCAGAGCUGGAUUUCACCCAGCAGGAUAUUGAUGGCUUGGAGGUGGUGGGCAAAGGGCAGCCCUUCUCGGCUGUCACCGUGGAAGACUACACAGUGUUUGAAAGGAGCCAGGAAAGCUCCUCUGAAGAAGAUACAACAUACUUAAGCUCAUUGGCCAGUUCCUCUGAUGUCCCCAUGCCUAUUCUCGGCCCUUCUCUGCUGUUUUGUGGGAAGCCAGCUUGCUGGAUCAGAGGCAAUAACCCCCAGGACAAGAGGCAGAUCGGGAUUGCUGUUCACUUGACCUUUGAAACCCUAGAAGGGGAGAAAACCUCCUCAGAACUGACCGUGGUCAAUAAUGGCACUGUGGCCAUUUGGUAUCACUGGCAACGGCGGCACCAGCAGGACAGUUUCCAAGACCUGAAGAAAAACAGGAUGCAGCGGUUUUACUUUAACAACCGGGAAGGUGUGAUUCUGCCUGGAAAAACUAAAAGCUUUACCUUCUUCUUCAAGUCUUUGACUGCUGGGAUCUUCAGGGAAUUUUGGGAGUUUGGAACCCAUCCUACUCUAUUAGGAGGUGCUAUGCUGCAGGUCAAUCUCCAUGCGGUCUCCCUGACCCAGGACGUUUUUGAGGAUGAAAGGAAGGUACUGGAGAGCAAGCUGACUGCCCAUGAGGCAGUCACCAUCGUUCACGGAGUGCUGCAGGAGCUGCUGAUGGGGAUCUUGACCCCGGAGCGCACACCAUCACCUGUGGACGCCUAUCUCACUGAGGAAGACUUGUUCCAGCACAGGAAUCCUGAGCUGCAUUACGACCACCAAGUGCUGCAGAGCCUGCACGGGUUGUGGCUGCAGUACAUGACUCUUCCCCCAAAGGCUGAAGACGCCAGGCCAGGGGACGAGGAACACCUCAACCCCAUAGCCACAGAGAAAACCUCCGGAAAUACCGAGCUCUUACCACACCUUAGGAGCCCCAUCUCAGAACCUCAAGUGUCCCGGCCCGAGAAUGAGGCCCUUAGGGAAUCUGGGUCCCAGAAGGCCAGAGUGGGGACCAAGAGUCCUCGGCGGAAAAGCAUCAUGGAGGAGAUCCUGGUGGAGGAAAGCCCAGAAGUGGACAGUGCCAAAAGCCCCUGGGAGCCGGACGGCCUUCCCCUGCUGGAGUGGAACCUCUGCCUGGAGGACUUCAGAGAGGCAGUGAUGGUGCUCCCUGAUGAGAACCAGAGAGAGGAUGCGCUGAUGAGGCUCAACAGAGCAGCCCUGGAGCUGUGCCAGAAGCCAAGGCCACUGCAGUCCGACCUCCUGCACCAGAUGUGUUUGCAGCUGUGGCGAGAGGUGAUUGACAGCCUGGUGAGCCAUUCCCUGUGGCUGAGGGCUCUGCUGGGCCUGCCUGAUAAGGAGACCAUCUAUUUGAAUGUGCCCGAAGAGCAAGAUCAAAAGUCACUUCCCAUCACGGAAGUGAAGGUGCCUGCCGGGAAAGUUGGGAAGGAGGAGCGGAAAGGAGCGGCCCAGGAAAAGAAGCAACUGGGGAUCAAAGACAAAGAGGAUAAAAAAGGAGCCAAGCUGCCCGGGAAAGAGCAGGACCGUCCCAACAGCAAGAAGCACAAGGCAAAGGACGACAAGAGAGUCAUAAAAUCUGCAAGUCGGGAUAGGUUGACCUUGGAAGACCCUACCCCUGACAUCAUCCUCCCUUCUCAGGAACCCAUAGACCCCCUGGUCAUGGAGAAAUACACCCAGAGGCUGCACACUGAGGUCCAUGGGCUGCUGGACACCCUGGUGACCGACCUGAUGGUCCUAGCUGAUGAGCUCAGCCCUGUAAAGAAUGUCGAAGAGCAUUUGCAUCUCUGCAGGUGACUCGGGCCCAAGCAAUCUUCUGGAAAAUGGGUUAAUAAAUAAAUCUAUUGUG